AUGAUGAGUUUCCAAGUGCAUCUAAUCCUGGUAGCGGCGGCGUUGGCGGCCCUAGCGACGGUGGCGCAUUCGGGCGAGCACCUCCUGUAUGUGGGCAAGAGCGGUUCGUACGGUAUGGGACAGGGGCUGGUGGCGGAUUCGAUGGAGCAGGACAUGAUGAUGGACGAGCCUAGCCGGCGCCACCUAAGUUCGGCCGGAUACAUCAGCUACGGCGCCCUCAUGCGGAACAAGAUUCCGUGCGAUCAGAAAGGGCAGUCGUACUACAACUGCCGCCACCACGAGGUCGCCAACCCCUACAACCGCGGUUGCACUAGGGUUACUAAUUGCGCUAGAAGUACCGUUUGA
Messenger RNA from Salvia miltiorrhiza (redroot sage), 345 nucleotides. Its product is annotated as protein RALF-like 19. The record is from RefSeq and is a predicted model, not a curated record. Bases 1 to 345 code for a protein of 114 amino acids. The transcript has a single exon. Lineage: Eukaryota; Viridiplantae; Streptophyta; Magnoliopsida; Lamiales; Lamiaceae.